AAUAAAAAAAGAAAAAAAGAAAAAAAAAACAUACACAUACACGCACAAACAAACCACUACUCAAGAGGCAGAGCUGAAGGCAGCGGUGACCCCUUUGCUUGUGUCCAUCUUAUUCCUCCUCAUCAGGCUCAAGGGGUCGCCUCUUUUCUUUUUUCUCUUUUACCUAUCUCUAGAAAACAAACAAGUUCUCUCUCUCUCUCUCUUAUUCUCAAACAUGUCGGAAAUGGCGAACACAGAUCCCGAGGGAAUCGACGCAGUUCGGAUGAGUUGGAACGUGUGGCCACGAACGAAGGUUGAAGCGAGCAAGUGCGUGAUCCCACUCGCUGCCUCCAUUUCUCCGAUCCGUCCUCACCCUGACAUCCCCACGCUCCCCUACGCUCCGCUUCGCUGCAAAACCUGUGCCUCAGUUCUCAACCCUUACGCUCGCGUCGACUUCGCCGCCAAGAUCUGGAUCUGCCCUUUCUGUUACCAGCGCAACCAUUUCCCUCCUCACUAUUCCAUGAUCUCCGAUACCAAUCUCCCCGGCGAACUCUACGCUCAAUACACCACCGUGCAAUACACUCUCCCUCUUUCUCCCCAUAACCCUAACCCUAACCCUAAUUUCAACGAUCCUUCUAUGGCUCCUCCGCCACCGGUUUUCGUUUUCGUUCUCGAUACUUGCAUGAUCGAGGAGGAGAUGGGCUAUGUCAAAUCGUCUUUGAGGCGUGCGAUCGGCUUGUUGCCCGAGAACGCCCUUGUUGGGUUCGUUUCAUUUGGGACUCAGGUUCAGGUUCAUGAAUUGGGGUUCUCCGAUAUGUCUAAGGUUUAUGUCUUCCGUGGGAGCAAGGAUGUUACAAAGGAUCAGAUUUUGGAACAAUUGGGACUCGGCAGCAGCGGCGGCGUUUCCGCAAGGCGAUCCGUUGGUGGCAUUGGAGCAGGAGCAGCAGGGUACCAGAAGGGAGGAAUUCCCAUUGGAUUUCCCGGUUCUGGCGUUACGCGGUUUUUAUUGCCCGCUUCGGAUUGCGAGUACACUCUCAAUGCUCUGCUGGAUGAGCUACAAACGGAUCAAUGGCCUGUUCCACCGGGGACUCGGGCUUCACGGUGCACGGGAGUGGCUUUAAAUGUUGCCGCAGGGUUGCUUGGAGCUUGUUCCACCGGCACUGGUGCUCGAAUUAUAGCUCUAGUUGGUGGUCCUUGCACGGAAGGACCUGGCACGAUUGUGUCGAAAGAUCAAUCAGAGCCAGUGCGAUCACAUAAAGAUCUCGAUAAGGAUGCGGCACCGUAUUUUAAUAAAGCGGUCAAAUUUUAUGAAAAUCUUGCAAAUCAACUGGUCAGCCAGGGUCACGUUUUGGACCUCUUUGCAUCUGCACUUGAUCAGGUUGGGGUUGCGGAAAUGAAAGUGGCAGUUGAAAAAACUGGUGGCCUUGUUGUUCUGGCUGAAAGUUUUGGUCAUUCUGUAUUUAAAGACUCUUUCAAGCGUGUAUUUGAAGAGGGAGAGCAGUCUCUUGGCCUUUGUUUUAAUGGCACACUCGAGAUCAACUGUUCAAAGGACAUCAAAAUACAGGGUAUAAUUGGACCUUGCACAUCUUUGGAAAAGAAAGGACCUGCUGUUGCUGAUACUACCAUUGGGGAAGGAGGUACAACAGCAUGGAAAUUAUGCGGUCUUGAUAAGAGUACUUGCUUGACGGUGUUUUUUGAUCUCUCAUCAAGUGAUCGAUCAAAUACUCCAGGAACUGUAAAUCCACAGUUGUACUUACAGUUCCUUACAAGUUAUCAAAACCCUGAGGGUCAAUUAAUGCUUCGAGUUACAACCAUUAGUAGAACAUGGAUAGAUAGUGCUGUUAGCUCAGAGGAAUUGGUACAAGGAUUUGACCAAGAGACGGCUGCUGUGGUAAUGGCAAGAUUGACUUCCCUGAAAAUGGAAAUAGAGGAAGGGUUUGAUGCUACACGGUGGUUGGAUCGGUCUCUUAUUCGUCUCUGUUCUAAAUUUGGUGACUACCGGAAGGAUGAUCCAGCAUCUUUUCAAUUAAACCCAUCAUUUUCACUGUUCCCUCAGUUUAUGUUUAAUCUGCGACGAUCACAAUUUGUACAGGUUUUUAACAACAGUCCAGAUGAGACUGCCUAUUUCCGCAUGCUGUUAAACCGGGAAAAUAUUGCCAAUGCUGCUGUUAUGAUUCAACCGUCAUUAAUAUCAUAUUCAUUCAAUUCGCUGCCUGCACCAGCAUUGUUGGAUGUGGCUUCCAUUGCUGCUGACCGUAUUCUAUUGCUGGAUUCUUAUUUUAGUGUUGUCAUUUUCCAUGGAAUGCAAAUAGCUCAGUGGCGUAAUGCAGGAUACCAUAAUCAACCAGAACACAUGGCAUUUGCGCAGCUAUUGCAAGCUCCUGGUGAUGAUGCCCAAAUGAUCAUUCGGGAACGUUUCCCUGUACCUAGAUUGGUGGUUUGUGAUCAGCAUGGUUCCCAGGCUAGAUUUUUAUUGGCGAAGUUGAACCCAUCAGCUACAUACAAUAAUGCUCAUGAGAUGGCAGCUGGGUCGGAUGUGAUCUUCACAGAUGAUGUGAGUCUUCAAGUCUUCUUCGAGCAUCUUCAGAGGCUGGCUGUGCAAUCUUGAGAGCAGAAAAGGGUUGAGAUUUAUACAGUAUUCUAUGGGUUUUUGUUGUAAGGGGAACUCCCUGUCCUGUAUCCUCCUGUUCCAUUUGGUUUUUUUUUUUUUUUUUUUUUUUACCUUUCUUUCCAUAGAUUUUAAAGAUGAGAGAUCAGACCCCACAUUAUUUGAAAUAAGAAAGCCAAUGGUAUUCUUUGGGGUUCUGGGGAGGUGUUGCUUCCUUGAAAGAAUAAGGGACAGAUGUGAGUUGAGUUUUGAGUUAUACGGAAAGAAAGGUAUAAUCAGAGUGUAACUUAAGAGGUUGUUCAGUAGUGUAGCCAGUUAGGAAGAUACUUAUAUCAAAUGAUAUUCUUUUCCUCUCC
This is a messenger RNA of Quercus robur (English oak), 2943 nucleotides long. RefSeq names its product protein transport protein SEC23. Gene Ontology annotation, biological process: endoplasmic reticulum to Golgi vesicle-mediated transport; intracellular protein transport; COPII-coated vesicle budding. Gene Ontology annotation, molecular function: GTPase activator activity; zinc ion binding. Lineage: Eukaryota; Viridiplantae; Streptophyta; Magnoliopsida; Fagales; Fagaceae. The coding region runs from base 215 to 2587 and encodes 790 amino acids. Gene Ontology annotation, cellular component: endoplasmic reticulum exit site; COPII vesicle coat. The transcript is spliced from 12 exons. The record is from RefSeq and is a predicted model, not a curated record.